This is a messenger RNA of Aphidius gifuensis, 2365 nucleotides long. RefSeq names its product histidine decarboxylase (gene Hdc). Lineage: Eukaryota; Metazoa; Arthropoda; Insecta; Hymenoptera; Braconidae. The transcript is spliced from 15 exons. Gene Ontology annotation, molecular function: pyridoxal phosphate binding; histidine decarboxylase activity. Gene Ontology annotation, biological process: L-histidine catabolic process; histamine biosynthetic process. The record is from RefSeq and is a predicted model, not a curated record. Bases 277 to 2364 code for a protein of 695 amino acids.
UUCUAUUUCUCUAACAUUUAUAAAAGUAUUUUCGAUGCAUCCAUUCACUUGUACGCAGCUGUCAUUACGAUAUCGCUAUUUUUAAUUUGAUAUUUGCUGUUCAUUGUCACGAUCUUGGCCUUCAAUAGGAUUCUAAAAUUUUAAUUUAUACAUUGUUCAGUCAAAUUAAUUUCGAACGCGGUAUAAACCGCGACAAGAAUAUUAACACAUGCGUGUAAAACGGUUUCAUCGAAAUUUCGAAAUUUGGGUACUGUGAUAUUAUUUGUGCUAGUUAACAUGAAUCUCGAAGAGUACCGGAAACAUGGAAAAGAAAUGGUGGAUUAUAUUGCGGAUUAUCUUGAAACAAUACGUACAAGACGUGUUUAUCCAUCGGUAUCACCUGGUUAUUUGAGAACAAUGCUACCAAUCGCAGCUCCAGUUGAUGGUGAACCAUGGGAAAAUAUAUUUAAUGAUAUUGAAAAAUGCAUAAUGCCUGGUGUUACACACUGGCAAAGUCCUCAUAUGCAUGCAUAUUUUCCUGCAUUAAAUUCACCAGCUAGUUUAUUAGCUGACAUGUUGGCUGAUGCUAUUAAUUGUCUUGGAUUUACUUGGGCAUCAAGCCCAGCAUGUACAGAAUUAGAAACAAUUGUUAUGAAUUGGUUGGGUAAAAUGAUUGGUUUACCAGAUGAUUUUUUACAUCGUCCAAAUGGUUUUGGUGGUGGUGUCAUUCAAACAACAGCUAGUGAAGCAACUCUUGUUUGUUUAUUAGCUGCUAGAACAAGAGCUAUUAGAGACAUACAAGAAAAUGAACCUGAUCAAUCACAAGUUGAAAUUAAUUCACGACUAGUUGCUUAUUGUUCAGAUCAGGCACAUUCAAGUGUUGAAAAAGCAGGACUUAUUGGUCUAGUUCAGAUGAGAUAUGUUGAAUCUGAUGAAAAUUUAAGCAUGAGAGGAAAUAAGCUACAUGAGGCUUUGCUUCGUGAUAGAGAAGCUGGACUUACUCCUUUUUUUGUUUGUGCGACACUUGGAACAACUGGUGCUUGUUCAUUUGACAACCUUGAAGAAAUUGGUCCAAUUUGUGAACGUAAUGGUUUGUGGUUACAUAUUGAUGCAGCAUACGCUGGUAGUGCUUUUGUAUGUCCUGAAUUUCAAGGCUGGCUUCGUGGUAUUGAGUGUGCUGAUUCAAUUGCAUUUAAUCCAAGCAAAUGGUUGAUGGUACAUUUCGAUUGUACAGCAAUGUGGGUAAAAAGUAGCCAGGCACUUCACAGAACUUUUAAUGUUGAUCCCCUUUAUCUAAAGCAUGAAAAUUCAGGUCUUGCUAUUGAUUAUAUGCAUUGGCAAAUUCCACUGUCGAAAAGAUUUCGGGCUCUCAAAUUGUGGUUCGUCAUUAGAAAUUAUGGAGUAACUGGCUUGCAGAAACAUAUACGUGAAGGUGUUCGAUUAGCUCAAAAAUUUGAAGCUUUAGUACUUGGUGAUUCGAGAUUCGAAAUUCCAGCAGCUCGACAUCUUGGUAUGGUGGUAUUUCGUCUUCGUGGUGAUAAUUCAUUGACGGAAAAAUUGCUAAAAAAAAUGAACACACGAGGAAGAGUUCACUGUGUUCCAGCAGCAUUACAUGAAAAAUAUGUCAUUAGAUUUACCGUUACAUCAACCAACACAACAAAUGAUGAUAUUCUUCGUGAUUGGGCAGAAAUUAAAAGUACAGCAUCUGAAAUACUUUAUGCAACAAGUGGUGGUUCACCAGUUAGAGCAAAAGUAUCAUUAGCUGAAACACGUCAAAAAAAUGAAAAUUUUGGCUCAAGUUUAUUACUAGCUAAUUCACCAAUGUCACCAAAAAUUGUCAACGGAAGUUUUGCUGCAAUUUAUGAUACAGCUGAUGUAUUCAACGACUGUAUGAAAACAUUUGGUCAAUUACGUUUACAUCCAAGUGAUAGUCCAGCUAUGAGACGACGUAUACGAGGAAUUUUAAUGUCUGGAAAACAAUUUUCACUUGAUUCACGAAUGGAUUUAGUUCAAGGCUAUGCAUCUUGUGGUCGUCCUUUAUCUGAGCCAGGAAAUAAUUUACCAUUAAUGAAAGAAGAUGACGAUGGAAGUAGUAAAAAUCAAUCAAAUAUCAGCAUUGAUAAAACCUGUUCAACAAUUGGCAAACUUUGUAAUGAUAUGGAAUUGUCAAGUUCAGACUCAGAUAAAUCAAUUAAUAAGAAAUCAUUGAUCAACAAGGAUUGCAUUACAAUUAAUGAUGGGCUAAAUGGAAUGAAUAAUAAUCGUGGAUAUUUUAUGGACAAUGGAAUGCCAAAAAGUGAAACAAUUGGUGGAAUAAGUAACAUUUCAAAUAUUCACAUUACAACAAUGUCAUAUACAGAUAAAAAAAAUUCAAAAAAACAAUGAA